Molecule: messenger RNA, 1709 nt
Organism: Myiozetetes cayanensis
Lineage: Eukaryota; Metazoa; Chordata; Aves; Passeriformes; Tyrannidae
Gene: PHPT1
Product: phosphohistidine phosphatase 1
Exons: 2
Coding region: 232-1014 (260 amino acids)
Biological process (GO): peptidyl-histidine dephosphorylation
Cellular component (GO): cytosol
Molecular function (GO): protein histidine phosphatase activity
Source: RefSeq, a predicted model, not a curated record
AGGGGCGACCGCGGCGGGGCCGGCGCUGCCGGGGGGGCAGGGACGGGGGGGCAGAGCCCGGGCUGCGGCAAAGGGGCCGCGCCCGCUGUCACCCGGGACGGCCGCGCCGCCCUGCCCGACACGGCCCCAGCCCCGCUGCCCCUGCUCCUCCUCAGCCCCGCUGCCCCAGCCCCGCUGCCCCUGUCCCCCAGCCCCGCUGCUGCCCGCGGGCAGGGCAGCCCCGUUACCGCCAUGGCCGCCCCACAGGGCCCUGGCCCCAACGCGGCGUCACCGCCCGGCUGUGGGCGGGGCCAGCCCGCGGGCGCUGAUUGGCCGGUGGGACGGGAGGGCGGGCGCUUGGGGCGGGCGCGGCGCUGGUUGGGCGCUGCGGCGGAAGGGGCGGGGCGGGCCGGCAUGGCGGGCGCGGCGCUGUCGGCGGUGCCGGCGGUGCAGAUCGACGGCCAUGGCGUGUUCAAGUACGUGCUGCUGCGGGUGCGCGGCGGGGCGGCACACCGGGACAUCGUGCGCGGCCACGGCUGGGCCGAGUACCACGCCGACCUGUUCGAGCGCACCGCGGAGGAGCUGGCGCGGCACGGCCUGAGCUGCGAGUGCUUGGGCGGCGGCCGCCUCGCCCACCGCCCCGAGGAGAGGAAGAUCCACGUCUACGGGUACUCGGUGGUAAGCGGGGGCCGUGGGGGACCCACACGCGGACGCGGCAUCUCCCUCCCCGCAACGAGUCCCGCUGGCCGUGGCCGAGUCAGCCUCGCGUCCCCUCGGGGUCCAGGGGCUGGGCCCGGCGGCGCUGCCGAGGACCCCCCAGAACCCUCUCGGGUGAGCAAUCCUUGCCCGGAGCAGGGGUACCCCACGUACCCUCCAACCUCUGCCCGUGGGACAGCCACACACCCAGAGCCUCCCGGGCCUGCCCUGGUCACCCUCCAACCCCCGGGGUCCUGCAGCAGCUGUACCCAGCGCUGGGUACGGUGGAGGAGCUGGGCUGCACAAGAACCACGUCCUCUCUGUGUCUGCAUGUCUUGAGUGGGUCACUGCAGGAGUGUUAGGUGCUGUGGGGCCCUGUCAGGGUGACUGGUGUUAUCCUUGGGGUUAUCACCCAUGCAGGGGGUCCCUGGGUGCUUACUCUGGCUGUGCAAGGAGCCCAGCCAGGGCACGGUGCUGGUCCCCAGGCCACGGUGCUGCCACUUUUCCCAGCUCCAGGGUGGCGCCGUCCCCUUUCCUGGGUGCUGUGCCAGCCACAGCUGGAGCCAGGCUGAGCUGCCACAGGGGGUUGUCACAGACACGGGCUCCAGGGCCUCUCUGGAGCUUGUUGGGCUCCCCAACGGGUGGCCACCCCCCAGCUCUCCUUGGGGACCGUCUCUCUUGUGCAGGGCUUUGGGCGAGCUGACCAUGCCGUGACCACAGAGAAGCUGAAGGCCGAGUACCCCGACUACGAGAUCACCUGGGCAGACGAAGGGUACUGACUGCUCUGUCCGGCUGGGGGUUGCCCAGGUGGUGCCAGCAGGCUCCCUGUGCCUGGCAGUGCUCUGGGCUCUCCUGCUUUUCCUCUGUGAGAACUCACCUGUUCCCCACCGUCACUGGACUGUCCGUGUGCCAGGUGCUCCUGCCUGCCCGGCGUGGCACAGCUGGUGAAGCCAGUGGUCGCUCUGUCCCGGCCUCCCGGUGCCGGGGGCUCAUCCCACGCGUGUCUGUGAGAAUUAAACUUGUUGGGGAACACA